AUUGUUCAGUGAACAAGUGUGCUGUUGUCGAUGAGAACAAAAAAAAGUGUGUCGCCUUUACUGGAAGGAUCAAGUAGCCUUUAGUGCUGCGCGUAGAAUCAUUAAAGUUUUAACAAAAGGAAAUUAGGAAAGGCAGCAUUCCCUUUAAUGUGUUUCUAAAAUUAACAACAACUUGCUGAAACAAAAUGGAAGAGGACGACGACAGUUUUACGAACAUUCCCUUGGCUGAUGACUCAGGACACAUCACUGACAUACGGGGUUCAAGAACAGAUAAGAUCUUUUCAACAAUGAUGAAUUCAGAUAUGGAUGCUAUUGAGGCUGAAAAUCAAGUGGAAUUGGAAGAAAAAACACGUCUUAUUAAUCAAGUAUUAGAACUGCAGCAUACACUUGAAGAUCUGUCUGCAAGAGUAGAUGCUGUCAAAGAAGAAAAUUUGAAAUUGAAAUCAGAAAAUCAAGUUCUUGGACAAUAUAUAGAAAAUCUCAUGUCUGCCUCUAGUGUUUUUCAGACUACUGACACAAAAAGCAAGCGGAAGUGAGGCAUCAAAAACCAAACUAUCAUGUUGUGUUGUUGCUGCUGCUUUUAAUUUUAAAUUGCAUAAGGCUACAUAAUAUUCUAGAUGGUAGCAUCAUUGAAUAUUUGAAGAUUUGAUGGCAGUGCUAGACAUUUUAAACCUUUCUCAAUGAACAAGUAAACAGUGCAAGUCUUGGUGUUAGUUUUCAGCAAUGUGCAAAGAUAACGUAGAGAAAACAUUGUACAGUCUGAAGACAAGUGCUUUUGAAAUGAAACAUCAGUUUUUAUGUUUCAAAUGUCAUAUAUUGCCAGGUACUUUAAAUAUCAAACAUUUUACAGUGGUACUAGCAAAAUAAUACAGUGUUGUGUAGAGUGGUGUGGAAAUCCUUGUUUGGAAUGAGUUAUAUGCAUGACUUUCCCUUGGCUUCCAAAAGGUUUAACUCCUUUCUCUCCAUCCCUCUUGAUGAUGUUCAGAAUUAUUCCAGAUAGAAGCAAACAGUGACUUGUUUUUGUUAAUACGUCAAAGCAGGUUAGAGACUUAUUAGUUUGAUGUGAUUGUUUGCACAGUUGUAAAGUGGGAGAAACAUUGUAUAACUUGACACAGCUCUUUAGAAUGAAUGAAUUAUAACCUUUCAGUCCUGCUUCAAAGUAUAAAGCAUAUGAAAGGGAACAUGGGCCUUUAAAGAACAGUUAGUUGCAUGACAGUUGUAAUAGUCAUAAAUGCACAAGCUUAACCUUAAUUUUCAAUGAAGAUGUAGUCUUAAUUAGCAUUUAGCUGCCACAUAUCUUUUAACUUUCAGGGUCAGAAUAAAGUUGCACUUUUCCAGGCAUGAACAGUGGCAUACCUCUAUAAAGAAACAUUAGCCAUUUCUCCCAGCCUACCUGAUAACAUUCAGUUAGUGUGGCUUCAGCAAGGUGUAUGGGAAGUACCAGCAGUUAGGAAUAAACAGUCAAACUGAUUGCAUUGUAUAUUUGCAGCCUCAUAUUAUGGAAUACACAAGUUAUGUGAAGUAGAAAAAGCAUGACAAGCUUGUAGUUUUGAUAAAUGCACUGAGAAGAAACAUUUUGCAUUGCAAUUGAGUUGAUAGGAUGUUAGGAGAUAGGGCAGGCAUGGGCAAACUUGGGCCCUCGGGGUGUUUUGGACUUAGGCUGUUAGGGAUUGUGGGAGUUGAAAUCCAAAAUGCCUGGAGGGCCAAGUUUGCCCAUGCCUGAGAUAGGGCUAUGUGAACCGAAAUUGCUUCUAGCUUGGUUUGAAUUCAUCUUGGAAGCACUUCUUUAAAUCAGGGUUUUUGUGAGAUUCUAUUUUGUGCUUUUUCUUUUGGGUAGAUUGCUGAAUGUUUUUGAAACCACAUGUCCAGUUGAGGAAGAAUCCCUGCAAACAGUAUUCUAAUUUCCAGUAUUGACUAUACAUUGCAUAAGAACCCAAGAUAUCAUUGAGUCCCAGCUAUCAGUAUUAAGUGUUUCAACUUUCUGUCAAUAGAAGAAAACCACCAUCUAUGACAAUGUAGGGAUUUAUAGUUCAUAACAGGAAAGAGUAUUCAAGCAAGAUGAUUUUUUUAAAGGCCAGUUUAAAUGAUCGUUAUAGGAAAGUGGUUUUCCACUUUUGUGUGUCCAAUGAAUUGUUUCCACACUGAUUUGUUGCCAAAUAGCCUUUGUGUCUUGAUAUAGAAACUGGUUUUGGAAAGGAUGGGAUUUCUAGUGCUGUAUUUGCUUUGUGAGGCAAGUUUAACUGAGUGGUGCCUUGUCCUAGCCAACACUCCAGCUGAACUGUGGGCUGUGAACAACAUACAAUAUUGUAUGUUGUCUAUUACAGAGAAAUAUUGGUAGUUAGGCAAGCUGUCUUUAGUGUUGAAGAAUUCCAACAUCCAUCAGAACAGCAGCAUGAAACCUUUGAUCCUCCAGAGGUUUGGAUCAUAAUUGCUUACUCAUUAUAGUCACACAGGCUAGAAUUUCUGUGACUUUGAGUCCACACAUGUUAGGCUGGUGUUACCCUAGUACUGCAUUCAUUUCAAACAUCCAUUGCUCUAUAGUCCUGCUUACAUGAACAUCGCCUUCUGAAGUUGUGUGCCUGAUGCUGGUUACUCUUGUCAGAAUAGCUAACUUCUGGUAGUGGAAUUUGGAAAUUGGUGGAAGUGUAAUCUUUUGAGCUGGAGGCCAUUUCUGUUAGUGCAGAUAGUCUUGUAUCAUCUAGGUAGCUUAAUAAAAAGAGUUUACAGUUAUGGCCAGUCAGGUAACCUUUGUUUGAUUGUUAACAUUUCAGACAUUUUGAUUAACUAUUGAACAGAGUGAUUUUUAUUUUUCUGGCACUCUUCCUCUCUCUUUCUCUUAAAUCCAGAAAGCUGUCAAGGAAUUGCUUGAUAUGUGUUUUGAAGGUGUAUUCAUAGGAAAUACUUCCAACAUUUUAAGUUUAACAUUAAAUCAUGCAACUUGCAGUUUGGGAAACUGCCAUUUAAAUAUGAUUGGGUAGACAAUGUAACUCUUGAUGUCCUAGAUAUUUCUUACUGUGAAGAACUCCACUGUUGUGGCCUUUGUUGACUUAACAAUUGUUACUCCAGAAUUUACACUAAAUAAAAGCUUUAAAAUUUC
Anolis sagrei ordinatus is the source of this 3097-nucleotide messenger RNA. It is a transcript of the gene SCOC, whose product is annotated as short coiled-coil protein. The record is from RefSeq and is a predicted model, not a curated record. Gene Ontology annotation, cellular component: trans-Golgi network. Lineage: Eukaryota; Metazoa; Chordata; Lepidosauria; Squamata; Anolidae.